AUGGCCUCUUUUCUUUGGACGGUGUGGAGUUCCCGUUGGCCGGUUCUUCCAUCACGUCCCCCUCCUAGAAAAGUUGUGGUUUAUCAAAAAACCCUAGAUGCUGGUCUUCGUCUUCCGUUGACCGACUUCCAGGAGGAGGUUCUUCAAAAUGAUGGUUGUAGUAUUCAAAUGCUGACUCCGAAUGCUGUCAACAAAGUUGUGGCGUUCGAAAUGAUUUGCCAGCCCAACGGUUAUCUCCCCGAUUAUUUCAUGUUCAAGUACUUCUUCAGGUUUUGUUGUACUGGUGAUAAGUAUACAUUUUCUAUCCAAAGAGGAGGGCACACCCUAGUUCCUGAUGGACGAACACCCAAAAGUUGGCAGGAUAGAUGGUUGUAG
Molecule: messenger RNA, 375 nt
Organism: Lactuca saligna
Lineage: Eukaryota; Viridiplantae; Streptophyta; Magnoliopsida; Asterales; Asteraceae
Source: the annotation of a GenBank genome assembly